Fusarium tjaetaba is the source of this 1788-nucleotide messenger RNA. Its product is annotated as glucans biosynthesis glucosyltransferase H. Gene Ontology annotation, molecular function: hexosyltransferase activity. The transcript has a single exon. The record is from RefSeq and is a predicted model, not a curated record. Gene Ontology annotation, cellular component: plasma membrane. The coding region runs from base 1 to 1788 and encodes 595 amino acids. NCBI's taxonomy places the organism in Eukaryota, Fungi, Ascomycota, Sordariomycetes, Hypocreales, Nectriaceae.
AUGAGCACCUUCUCCCCUGUCAAGGUCACCGGCAUGCCCGGCUAUCAGCGCCAUUGGCUAAUCAUGGCCCUCUUCUUUGGUACCUCAUCUCUGGUCCAAUGGAGCAACUACACCAUGUUCAAACAGGAUGGCAUUACCUUCCUUGAGGGCACCAUCUUAUUCUGCACCUUCAUUUGCACUUUUCAGCCCAUUGUCGGUUCUUGGAGUGCCGUCAUCGGCCUGUUGGUGAUGGGUUUUGGCAAUGCAGAGAAUUCCGUCUAUCCUUACUUUGACGCCAAAGGACCCCUCCCAGAGCUCAUGUCUAAAACAGCCCUCGUUAUCUUCAUGCGCAAUGAGGACCCAAGCUCAAUAUUCAAUCGCGUCCUCGAGAUGCACAAGAGCUUAUCUCAGAUACGACGCCUUCAACACUUCAGGUUCGUCUUGUUGAGUGAUACGACCCUUCCGGAGGUGAUGUGCAUGGAAGAAGAAGGCUUCGCGCGCCUCAAAGACAAUAUCGGCGGCACAGGCACUUAUCAAAUCCCCUUUUACCGCCGCCGCAGUAACAACAUUGGCUACAAGGGUGGGAACAUGUAUGACUACGCCGAGAAUCACAGCAAAGCCGACGAUUUCUUUGUCCCACUCGAUUCGGAUAGCGUCAUGUCUGGAGACGUGCUGGUUCGUAUAGUAUCCAGCAUGGAGAAGUGCCCUCAGAUCGGCAUACUCCAGACUGCGUUGACUGGCACGCCAGCAGUGAGUGCUUUUGCACGUCUCAUGCAAUUCGGCAACCGCUAUUAUCUCCCCGUCAACUGCCUCGGUCUCAGCUGGUGGUCCAACGACUGUGCGCUUUUCUGGGGUCAUAACGCAAUCAUUCGCACCGCCGCUUUCCGGGACCAUUGCAAGCUGCCGGUCCUCUCCGGAGACCCGCCCCGUGGAGGUCAUAUUAUGAGCCACGAUAUCGUGGAGGCCAUGUUCAUGCAACGCGCUGGCUACGAGUGCCGACUACUGCCUAUUCCAACCGAGAGCUACGAAGCUUUUCCGCCGACUUUGAUUGAAGCCAUGAAUAGGCAUAAUCGAUGGUCUCAGGGAGACAUGCAGUAUAUCUUCCUACUCAAGGAGCCAGGGCUCAGUCUCAUUAAUCGCUUCCAGGUGUGUCGGAUUCUUGCCAAGUGUCUGAGCCCAAUGGCUUGGUUUAUCAUGACUUUAGCUUUCAAUAUCAGAUUGCGAGGAAGAAGCCCUGGUACAUCCGGAGUUGGCGUCACUGUUUUCUCGCAAUGGCUCUUUUUUAAACUCUUGCCCAAGACUGCCGCUCUCCUCACUGUUGUUGCCAAUCCAUCCGAAAUCAGGCGUUAUGGUGGCAUCUCCCGCUUUGUGACCUCCGUCGUCCUAGAGUAUGCCAUCACGUCAAUUAUCUCAACAGCGGUUACCAUCAGCACGACCUGGUUUCUCUGUGGCUUGCUUCGGGGCAUAUCUAUCAAAUGGGACGCCCAAAAUCGCGAUCGCCUUGGCCUUAGCUGGCGUCAUACUUUUCAAGUCUUUUGGAUAGAGAACCUAAUCGGCCUCGGAGUUAUCUGGCUUAUGGUCACCCAAGAUACAUCACAUAGGCUUCUUUCCUUGACUAUCAGCCUCUUUUUCCUCGUUCCAAUUACAGUUCUUACUGCGUCGCCGCGUCUGAGUUAUCUUAUUACCCGCCUGCGCCUAUUCACAACCCCCGAUGAGAAUCCAGUAUCGCCAGUGCUGUCCCGACUAGUAGCACCAGGAAUCGCUACUAAAUAUAUAGAUAAAGGAAAGAUAAUAGGGAAAGCUAUAUAA